GUUACCUGGAACAAAGCGAAGGAAGAAAUAGUGAACGAGUCUGGACCUACCAUAAUGGCAGAAGAAUUCCAAGGAAAAGAUAUCAACGAUUGGCUUCCCAUCACCAAGUCUCGGAACGCAAAGUGGUGGUACUGUGCUGUCCACAAUGUUACUGCUAUGGUUGGAGCUGCAGUUCUCGGCUUACCCUAUGCCAUGUCUGAGCUUGGAUGGGGUCCUGGCAUUGGUAUAAUGAUCCUUUCAUGGAUCUGCACUCUGUACACUGCAUGGCAGAUGAUUGAGAUGCACGAGCCUGAACCGGGGAAGGGGAAGAGGUUUGAUAGGUAUCAUGAAUUGGGUCAGCAUGCUUUUGGGGAAAAGCUUGGACUUUGGAUUGUGGUGCCUCAGCAACUAAUGGUCGAAGUUUCCAUUGGUAUAAUUUAUAUGAUAACUGGUGGGAACUCUCUGAUGAAGAUUCAUCGGAUUCUUUGUAAUGAUUGUAAGCCCAUUAAGAGAACUUACUUCAUCAUGAUGUUUUCUUCGGCUCAAUUCUUUCUCUCCCAUCUCCCUAGUUUCAACUCCAUCUCUGGCGUUUCUCUGGCUGCGGCUGUUAUGUCCCUCAGCUAUUCCAUCAUUGCGUGGAUAGCAUCACUUCACAGGGGCACUCUACCAGAUGUGCAAUAUGGUGCAAAGUUUUCAACCGAUAUUGGGAAUGCGUUUGGGUUCUUAAGUGGUUUGGGAGCAAUGGCUUUCGCGUAUGCUGGCCAUAACGUGGUUUUGGAGAUCCAAGCAACCAUACCUUCCACACCUGAAAAGCCCUCCAAAGUAGCCAUGUGGAGGGGGUUUGUUGUUGCUUAUGUCAUAGUGGCUCUUUGCUAUUUCCCUGUUGCGCUUUGUGGUUAUUGGGCUUUUGGAAACGCCGUUGAUGAUAACAUCCUUUUGUCCCUUGAGAAACCACCCUGGCUCAUUGUAGCUGCUAAUAUAUUUGUCGCUAUCCAUGUAACUGGGAGUUAUCAGGUCUUUGCUGUUCCAGUGUUUGAUAUGAUGGAAUCGUUCAUGAUAAAAAGGAUGAAGUUCAGGCCAAAUUUGUUCCUUCGAUUCAUAAUUCGCAAUUUAUACGUUUUACUUACAUUGUUCGUUGGAAUUACAUUACCUUUCUUUGGUGGGCUUGUCGGCUUCCUUGGGGGAUUUGCCUAUGCUCCUACCUCAUUCUUUCUACCGUGCAUAAUGUGGCUUAUCCUCUACAAACCAAAGAGGUUUAGCUUGUCUUGGUGUGCAAAUUGGUUUUGCAUUGUAUUUGGAGGGGCGUUGAUGGUGUUAGCUCCUAUUGGCGGAUUGAGGGAGAUGAUAAUAGACGCUAAGAAUUACAAAUUUUACUCGUGAAGAUAUCAGGGAGGAGACUGCAUGACUUGAUAAUUUUUUUCAUGACAUUCCGUCAUCUAUUUCCUUUGGUCCUUAGGUUAUUAGAUGUUUGUAUUAGCUCUAGUUCUUUUGUUAUGUAGCAUUGAUAACUUCAGUUCUGCUUUUAGCAGUUAAAGAUUUUAAUGUACUAUGACUUGCAUCCAAGUCAUGAUCAUAGAAUAUGAAGAGUCAAGAGGCUUCUUUUUAAUGAAA
Molecule: messenger RNA, 1590 nt
Organism: Cajanus cajan (pigeon pea)
Lineage: Eukaryota; Viridiplantae; Streptophyta; Magnoliopsida; Fabales; Fabaceae
Product: lysine histidine transporter 1
Source: RefSeq, a predicted model, not a curated record